This is a messenger RNA of Drosophila eugracilis, 500 nucleotides long. It is a transcript of the gene Phf5a, whose product is annotated as PHD finger-like domain-containing protein 5A. The record is from RefSeq and is a predicted model, not a curated record. The transcript is spliced from 4 exons. Gene Ontology annotation, biological process: mRNA splicing, via spliceosome. Bases 85 to 420 code for a protein of 111 amino acids. Lineage: Eukaryota; Metazoa; Arthropoda; Insecta; Diptera; Drosophilidae. Gene Ontology annotation, cellular component: catalytic step 2 spliceosome; U2 snRNP; precatalytic spliceosome.
CACAAAAACGGUAACACUAAAAAAGCCGCUACAUUAAAUUGGAUUGUUUUUCUGAUUCUUAACUGCAAAAGCUACUUUUAAACCAUGGCCAAACAUCAUCCGGAUUUGAUCUUUUGUCGCAAGCAACCUGGUGUGGCCAUUGGACGCCUGUGCGAAAAAGACGACGGAAAGUGUGUGAUCUGUGACUCCUACGUCAGGCCCUGUACCCUUGUUCGAAUCUGCGAUGAAUGCAACUAUGGAUCAUAUCAGGGAAGGUGCGUUAUCUGCGGCGGACCUGGAGUUUCGGAUGCCUACUACUGCAAGUCCUGUACCAUUCAGGAAAAGGACCGAGACGGUUGCCCCAAAAUCGUGAAUCUAGGUAGUUCCAAGACUGAUCUCUUCUACGAACGCAAGAAAUAUGGAUUCAAACAGAACUACUGAUGUGCUCUCCACUACCUCAUACAUUUCUAAUAAAUUUUUAUUGUAGUUUAAUACAUAAACAGAAGGUUUUGAUAAAUGAA